CGCACGUCACUCGGCCAAGGGGAAGAAGCAGAGUAGAACUCUGCUUCUUCUAGAGGAAAUUGUCCGAGUGUCUGUGUGUGCGAUUUGCAAAAACCAAAGAAAAGGCAGAUUUUUACUUGUUCAAAAAGCAGGGACCUGCAAAAAGCGAAGCACCAUGAAGCAUUUCUGUGGACUGAGGAACUCGUCUUUCUGGGAUUCUAACCUGACUUUGCACGCAGACAGUCCCGACCUCCCAGAUUGCUUUCAGAAGUCCGUGCUGUCAUGGGUCCCCUGCAUCUACCUGUGGCUAGCCUUGCCUGCCUACGUGCUCUAUCUGAAGCGAAACAACAAAGGAUACAUCAUGAUGUCUGUGCUGAACAGAGCCAGAACUGUUUUCGGCGUGCUGCUGUGGAUCACCUGCUGGAUAGACCUUUUCUACACCUUUCAUGAGCUCCACCAGGGCCACGUCCAGCCUCCAGUUUACUUUGUUUCUCCUCUGCUCGUGGGCAUUACAAUGCUCCUUGCCACGUUCCUCAUCCAGUACGAGAGACUGAAGGGGAUGCAGUCCUCAGGGGUUCUCUUCAUCUUCUGGUUCAUAUCUCUGCUGUGCGCCAUCGUGCCUUUCCGCUCCAAGAUCUUACAGGCCACAUCCCAGGGCAGAAUUACUGACCAGCUGAGGUUUACCACCUUCUAUGUGUAUUUUGGACUGCUUGUGGUGCAGCUGAUCCUGUCCUGCUUCAACGAGAAGCCCCCCCUGUUCUCCAGCGUGGUCACUGACCCAAACCCUUGUCCAGAAGCUUCUGCUGGUUUCCUGUCGACCUUAACGUUCUGGUGGUUCACAAGUAUGGCUGUCAAAGGUUACAAAAAACCCCUGGAAAACAAGGAUCUGUGGACCCUGAAUAAACAGGAUAGCUCAGAAGUCAUCGUUCCAAAAUUUCUCAAGGAGUGGGAAGUAGAAAAGACAAAAGUUCAAAGGAAGAACCAAGUGCUUUACUCCAAAUCCCCCAAUGUCCCUAAUAAUCACAUGGAUGGGGGCCCCGAGGAGGCAGAGGUGCUGCUCUCGGGGAAGAAGGAGGCUAUACAACCUUCCUUCCUCAAAGCGUUGCUGAAGGCCUUUGGGCCCUACUUCCUCAUCGGCUCUGCCUUCAAACUGCUCCAGGACCUGAUCAACUUCGUCAACCCACAGCUCCUGAACCUGCUGAUCUAUUUCACCAACCAGAAGACAGUGCCCUCCUGGUGGGGCUUUGCUCUGGCCUUCCUGAUGUUCUUCUGCGCCAUGCUGCAGACCAUCAUCCUGCACCAGCACUUCCAGUACUGCUUCGUCACCGGCAUGAGGCUGCGCACCGCCAUCAUCGGAGCCAUUUACAGGAAGGCGCUGGUGAUUACGAAUGCAGCAAAGCGCUCAUCUACUGUUGGGGAGAUUGUGAACCUGAUGUCUGUAGAUGCCCAGCACUUCAUGGAUCUCACCACCUUCCUGAACCUGCUGUGGUCAGCCCCACUGCAGAUCAUUCUGGCCCUGUACUUCCUCUGGCAGAAACUUGGUCCCUCUGUCCUUGCUGGUGUGGCGGUGAUGGUGUUACUCAUUCCUUUUAAUGCAGUCAUUGCCAUGAAGACACGAGCAUUCCAGAUGGAACAAAUGCAGUACAAAGACGCACGCAUCAAACUGAUGAAUGAGAUUCUCAAUGGCAUUAAGGUGCUGAAACUCUAUGCCUGGGAGAAUUCGUUCAAACAGAAGAUCAUGGACAUUCGACAGAAUGAACUGAAAGUCCUGAGGAAAACGGCUUAUCUUGGGGCUCUUUCAACUUUUCUUUGGACAAGUGCCCCUUUCCUGGUUGCCCUGACAACGUUUGCCGUUUACGUGACAGUGGAUAAAGAUAACGUGUUAGAUGCUCAGAAGGCCUUCGUGUCCCUGUCACUGUUCAACAUCCUGAGGUUUCCUCUCAACAUGCUUCCACAAGUCAUUAGCAGUGUUGUGCAGGCUAGCGUCUCCUUGAAACGCAUUCAGGACUUCCUGAGUCAUGAUGAACUGGACCCAGACAAUGUUGACAGAAAGAACAUAACCGCAGGCUUUGCUGUCACUGUUGUAAAUGGGAAAUUCACUUGGUCUAAGCAAGGACCUGCAACUCUUCACAAUAUCAACCUGAUGGUGCCUCAGGGCUCCCUCCUGGCAGUGGUUGGCCACGUGGGCUGUGGGAAGACCUCUCUGAUAUCCGCUUUGCUAGGGGAGAUGGAGAAGCUGGAGGGGGAGAUAUCAGUCAGGGGUUCGGUGGCCUAUGUCCCCCAGCAGGCCUGGAUUCAGAACGCCACCCUGAGAAACAACAUCCUCUUUGGGCUUCCCUACAACGAGCAGAAGUACCGCAGUGUGCUGGAGGCCUGCGCACUGGUCACUGACCUGGAAGUCCUGCCGGGAGGGGAUAUGACAGAAAUUGGAGAGAAGGGCAUCAACCUGUCCGGAGGCCAGAGGCAGCGUGUCAGCCUGGCCAGAGCUCUGUACAGCGAGGCUGACCUCUACCUUCUGGACGACCCCCUGUCUGCAGUCGACGCCCACGUUGCCAAGCACAUCUUUGACAAGGUUAUUGGGCCAGAGGGGGCACUCCAGGGCAAGACCAGAAUCCUUGUGACCCAUGGCAUCAGUUUCCUGCCUCAGGUGGACAACAUCGUGGUGAUAGUGGAAGGCAAAGUGUCGGAGAUGGGCUCCCACCAGGAACUCCUCAAGCAGAAUAGAGCCUUUGCCGAAUUCCUCAGGAAUUAUACGAUGGAAGAUUUCAUUGAGGAAGAAGAAGCUACAAUGUCAGUGCUUGAAGACGAAGAAACCUUCCCAGAUGAUGCUCUGAGUAACCACAUUGACAUGGUAGACAAUGAGCCUGUUGUUAAUGAAGCGCGCAGACAGUUUAUUAGGCAGAUCAGUGUCGUGUCUGCAGACAUGGAUAACCCAAAGAAAAUGUCCACACGGCGGAGAUGCAGUGAAAAGAGGAGGGUGGAACCUCCCAUGGAAAAGAAGAAACCGGAGACCGAGAAACUCAUUCAGGCAGAGACAGCCGAGACUGGCAGAGUGAAGCUGAAAGUGUUUCUGGAAUAUAUCAAGGCCGUCGGGCCUUUCUUCUCCGUCUUUAUCUGCUUCCUGUACGCCUGCCAGAACGCGGCAGCUAUAGGCGCCAACGUGUGGCUGAGCGCCUGGACGAACGAUGUGCCCAAGAACGGGACGCAGGUGGACACUCAAAUGCGAGUGGGCGUGUAUGCCGCACUGGGGAUGACGCAAGGUGCACUUGUGCUGGGGCUCUGUUUUCUGUGCCGAGCCUACAGCAUGCUGAGGGCCUCCCGGAUGAUUCACCAGAACAUGCUCCAGACCAUCCUUCGCUCUCCUCAGGGUUUUUUUGAAGCCACUCCCUCAGGGAGAAUUUUGAACCGCUUCAGCAAAGAUGUGGAUAUUAUUGACAAUUACAUCCCUGACAAUAUUGAUAUUUGGAUGCGCACUUUCUGGUACACAGUAAACGUGCUGCUCAUAUGCUCUGCCCUCACCCCUGUCUUCCUCAUAGUGAUAGUGCCAUUAAUGAUGUUCUAUUGGUGGGUCCAGGUAAAUAGGACAAAGCUGGCUAACUAUUUAAUACAGCAUGUCACGUGUUUGUUGUGUUAUCGUCAUGGUUUGACUGACUGUCCUAGUGUUGUAGGUGCCAUAUGGUUUGGUCGCUCUAGCUAGGCGGUUGAGUCUCAGUCUUGAAUGGGGCUUGGUUAAUUGAUUUCACUGCUGUUCUUUCAAACCCUGCCCAUCUCCAUAACAGUUGAAAUUGGGCUUCACUUUCUUAAAGUUUUUCUGGGAAAGAUUGCAUAUGAAAUUAUAAACUAAAACUAAUUUAAAUUAGAUGACUAAUCAGAGUUUGUUUAAAAAUCUUCAUUGUAAAAAAAAAAGCUUUUUGGCUGCUUCAUAGUGAUAUAACAAAACAGCUUAAAGCCUGUGUUAUUUGAAAAAAGGAAGAAGAAACAACUUUUUAUUGGCAGUAUGGAUUUCACAUUUUGUCUGGUGAAUUAUUCAAAGGGAGUAGAGUGGGAAUUGAAGAUCAGCAGUUUUCUGUAGUAGUCUUCUUUUGUAGUGCUAGUAUGUGGACAUGGGCCCUGGGUGGAGUGUGGAAUAGAUCAUUAUAUUGUGGUUGAUUACUUAAUUUUGUAUGGCAUUCCUUUAUAAAAACUUACACUGGUAUACCAUGGUACAAGUAUAGUUAAAUUCAGGAAGGAACAGAGACAUCAUAGUACAUGAUAAAACAGAAGGGGGUGUGAUAGAUUAUAAAAAACAUGGAUCAUCACCGUGAUCAAGCAUGGUAUACAGUAAGUACACUUAAACCAUGUGGAAACUGCAGAAAUGCUGUGCAGGACUAUAGACAGGUAAACUUUUAUAAGGGCUGUUCUGCCAGUUUGCCAGUUUAAAAAACUAUUAACUGCAACUCCUGAAAUGCCAAUCUAGCCCUUUAUCAUUCAUUCUUUCCAGUAACAGCUCAUCAAAUUGAAUCCAUUUACUAAUAUUCUCUUUUUUUCCCACUGCAAUUUUGGACUGGACAUAUAUUAACCUGUUGCUAUUGAUAUGUUUACUUGGCUACUUUACCCAGAAACUGUUAACUACAGUACCUUCCAGGAUGUGGUUUAAAGUAUGUGAAGUGUCACUGCUAAGCUGUAUGCCUGAUAUACAGUGACCUAGCCCUUCGUGAACACUGUCAGUGACUGAUUUUUAAAAAACGUCUGCAUUAGUAAUUUAACAAAACUUUUUGUUUUGGUUUGGUUUGCUCGUGUGUGACUCUUGUGAAAUAACAAUCUCACGUCCGCAAGGCCCGAUUAUUAUUAAAAGCCAUUUUACGAACACUCCUGAGCAGUUUUAUAUGGGAUUCAGGAGAAAAUGAGCUUGAUGGUUCAAGAUGGUAUUUUUGACUCCAAUCUUUCAUAGGCUUGAGAACGAAAGGUUUAAAACUUCAAAACGUCUGCAAUCAGUAGAGAACUACAGAGCAAGAUCUGAUGGAGGCUUUAUUUACACAGACUAUUUGUAUGAUUUUUCCCUAAGAUGAUUCAGGCUUUCUUCUUUCGUGUGGCAGAAGCUUGAUUUGAAUUUGUUUCUUGCUUUCACUUUAAAUUCCAUUCAGAUUAUAUAUUUGUCUAGUACCUGGUAUGGCAGAACCUUUAUUAUAUCUGGAGAGGCAUUGUUUUAUAAAAUAGUAUUUUAGACUUCAGUACAACUCUUGUAGAAACAUGCGUUUUCCUUUUAGGCAGCAGAACCUCUAAUCUUGAUGGGAACAGUCUUGGUUAAGUAGAUUUGCUGGUCUAUUUUGAUGGCCGAUAUAACUUUAUACAGUCACUCCUUUGCACUUUGAAGUACAGUAUUUAGAGAGAUUACAGAAUCAGAAAGUGCUGCUGAUAAAUUGAGCAGAAAGUUGGAUAAAUGGAUUUGAUUGUUCUGACCUUAUGAAAGAAGGGGGAGAGGAUUAAAACCUGGAACUAGCAAUUCCCGAGAAAAAUGGAGGUCACGUGGUAAAUGGUAAUAUGAAUGACUAAGGUCUGGGCCUGUUGCACUGUAUGUUUUUCUAAGGGUUUCAUUUAAUAAAUCCAGCCUACAGAAUGGAAAGCGACCCCUUAAUAGGAGCCUUUAACAUCUUUAUGGAGUUCUUUAGAUGUGCUUACAGUAUGUUACAGUUUUUAUAAGACUGAACAAAACAGUCUUGUAGAGUCUCAUAAAUAUUAGUUGCUACAUAAAGUUAUUGAUGUUAAGGAUCAUUUCGCUUUAAAAUCAAGCUGGUACUGCCAUUAAAAAAUCAAUUCGCACCAUGUUCAAGGUCAGACAGUCUUAUUUUGGUUAUAUGAUCUUUCUUUUCUAUUUUGUUGUUGAGGCCGACGGUACAUUUUUGGUAUGUCAAAAGUCAGAUAAUGAUCCAAACAAAAAGUUGCUAUUUUGGUCAAACUAGAAGCAGGAAAUGUCUUGAAGGCUGUUGUUGAGCCUUGACAGGCACUAAGUCUGUGUAUGACUCAGAAGUAUGCUUUCUGAAGCCAAGGUAUCAUUGACCUCCUUGGCCAGUGACAAAUGAAAAGUGUAACACAACUUUCUCUCAGACACAUUAGUCCCACACAGGCAGUGUGGUCUUACAGAAAACCGUUUCUGUCUUAGGAAAUCCCUCAUAGGAUAUUUCCUGUCUCAUCAUAACAGCUGUCUAAAUGCACAUGUAGGCUUUCCGUAAAUCCUAAGUUUUUUCCAACAACUGGUUGAUGCAUUUUCCCACUCUCAAACGCGAGUUAAGGAGCAUCCUGCUACUGUAACAUACAGUACUGUGCCAAAACUAUUGUGGUACUGGACUUGAGGUUAUUUAUGAACAUUUCUUUAAGAAGUUUGGAAUCACCAGUUCGUGUUACUAUGAAUUUUAACUACUUAAUUUAUAAUUGGUGACUUUUAAACCACCUGUGCAGGCACUCUUGUCUGUGCUCCUUGUUAUCUGAUGCAUUGCUGGCUCCACAGUGUCUUGUAGGACAGUCGGUAUUGAUUGGAGCUGCAGCACCUCUCUUACUGACAGUACUACAGGCUUGGAGAUGCCAGGCAGAUCGCAGGACUGGCUGCUGUGGCAUGAACCAAGGAUAACCUUAGUGAUGCUAGCCCACCCAACCCUGGAUGUGCAUAACCAAAUAUGCAUCUCCACGAGGCAAUCCAGGUUACAUCUGCUAAUGGUAUAGUCUGGGCAUGUACCAAUGACAUCUGAAACAAUGUGCACUCCUAUCGGGAGUCAUCCAGCACGCAGUGCCUUAUUCCUGUCUGGGGUUUCCUACCAAUUCCAAGUAGCAGGGGAGAGUAGAAGGGCUUGGGUCUGUCUUAGGCCAAAUGGAUUGCCAUCAUUUGCACUCCACACAGUGAUAGCUAUAGAGAGGCCUGUUUCUGGAAUGAUUCCUGCUUUUUAGUGGUUACAGUGAGUGUGCUGGUGAGGCAGCUGUGUGGAGCAGCCAUUAGGAUUGCUGUUGGGCCUUUGAGCAGCUCCUUCACUUAGAUUGCAGCUGUAAAAUGCUGGUGUAUAAAUGGAAGCAAAUGUAAGUAACUUAGUAUAAAGCAUUAGCAAUGAUAACAUUGAUAACAUUGAACUUGGGGGGCACAUUGGUUAGCACUACAGCCUCACAGCACUGGGGGGUUGGGUUCAGUUCUGGACCUGGGAUGGUAUCUGUGUGGUUUGUACCCUCUCCCCGUGUUCAUGUGGGUUUUCUCAGGGUGCUCUGGUAGGUAAAUUGGUUUUUAAGAGAACUGGCCCUUGUGUG
Molecule: messenger RNA, 7245 nt
Organism: Lepisosteus oculatus (spotted gar)
Lineage: Eukaryota; Metazoa; Chordata; Actinopteri; Semionotiformes; Lepisosteidae
Source: RefSeq, a predicted model, not a curated record